UUAACCAGAGUUGCGUUAGGCCAUCUGACUACAUCUUAGAAAGUGCUAUUUGAGGAUCACGGUAUCACUUCUUGCAGAGGUGAUCUCAUCUUGUACGGGAGCAAUCUCCGCGAGGUCAUCUAGAUUGCAGAACCUGAUCCCUAUGCCGAGAAAAAAGAGUGCUGUCCCUCAUGCCACAAGGGUUCGGGAGAAUCAGCGACGCUCACGCGCGCGUCGAAAAGAACUGAUCGAAGAUCUCCAAAAGCGGUUACGCGAAUAUGAGAAAAGGGAGAUUCAAGCAACCAUGCUUGUUCAACUGGCUGCGAGGAAGGUCGCGUGGGAAAAUACUCAGCUUCGAGGCUUGCUUGCCACAAAAGGCGUUUUCGGUGAAGAUAUAGAGCAAUUCCUUCAUGGCAAAGAACCGCCGGAACUAGCAUCUAACCACACUGUCUUCCGAGAUACGUUACAAGGCGGUUUAAAUUUUUCAGCACAUGAACGCCAAAAUAUCUCCCCUUUAAACAAUGAUAGUCCGAUAAGCCGUAUUCCCCAUCUGAACGAGGGGAUGGAUAAUAGCACCGAGCCACAUGACUCCAAUGCGAACCUGGACAUUGAAAAUGAUACUGAAAGCGAACAACACGGCUUGCUACCCCCAGUUUCAGGCUGCUCCUGUCCGGUUGCCGCAACCCAAACUUUCUCAGGCCAAGAAAACCUGAUGUUAGAGAUGUCUUGCGAAACUGCGGCCAUCAUUAUCGCUGGCAUGCGAGGACACGGGGACGAGGAACAGGCACGGUUGGAGCUUGGUUGUUCUAGAGGCAGGCAAUGCAACGUCAAGAAUAUAAAGGUUUUGCAGGUUAUGGAGAGGGAGUAA
Molecule: messenger RNA, 847 nt
Organism: Lindgomyces ingoldianus
Lineage: Eukaryota; Fungi; Ascomycota; Dothideomycetes; Pleosporales; Lindgomycetaceae
Exons: 3
Coding region: 143-847 (234 amino acids)
Source: RefSeq, a predicted model, not a curated record